Trichoderma aggressivum f. europaeum is the source of this 1107-nucleotide messenger RNA. RefSeq lists its product as uncharacterized. The record is from RefSeq and is a predicted model, not a curated record. The transcript has a single exon. Gene Ontology annotation, molecular function: NADPH dehydrogenase activity; FMN binding. Bases 1 to 1107 code for a protein of 368 amino acids. Lineage: Eukaryota; Fungi; Ascomycota; Sordariomycetes; Hypocreales; Hypocreaceae.
AUGGAUAACAACAAUCUGUUUACACCUUUGACAAUAGGCAAUAUAGUGGUGAGCCAUCGCAUAGGGAUGGCUCCUCUGACUCGCCUCCGUGCUGCAGACGACCGUGUUCCUUCGCUGCUCAUGGCCGAAUAUUACAGCCAGCGGGCGGCUGUGCCAGGCACUCUAAUCAUCAGCGAGGGCACAAUAAUAUCACCCGAAUCUGGUGGUGGAUUUCCAAAUGCACCUGGCAUAUAUAGCGAAGAGCAAAUCACAGCCUGGCGAUCAGUCACUGAUAAAGUCCAUGACAAAGGAAGCUUCAUCUUCUGCCAGAUCUUUGCCUUUGGGCGUGCCGCAGAUAAAGAGACGGCUAGAAAGGACGGAGCCGACAUUGUCGGCCCUAGUCCUAUUCCUAUCGAUGAGACUGCACCAGUACCACGCUCUAUGGCACUCGAGGAGAUUGGAAAAACCGUCCAAGAUUUUGCAACAGCUGCAAAAAACGCUAUACUUGCAGGCUUUGACGGUGUCGAAGUUCAUGGUGCAAACGGCUACCUGAUUGAUCAAUUCAGUCAGGACAAUAGCAAUCAGCGUCAAGAUGAGUACGGUGGGAGCGUCGAGAAUAGAUCACGCUUCAUAGACGAAGUCAUGAAAGCUGUCGCCGCCGCUAUAGGACCAGAACGGGUCGGGCUUCGUCUUAGCCCAUGGAGUUCAUUUCAGGGCAUGAAAAUGGCAGAUCCGAUUCCGCAGUUUUCAGACAUCAUUCGCAAGGCUAGUAAGCUGAACUUGGCUUAUCUUCACCUGGUAGAGUCUCGGAUAUCUGGCGCUGGGGACUGCGAAGGCAGCGAAACACUGGAAUUUGCCUAUGAACUCUGGGACAAACCGCUUCUGAUUGCUGGUGGUUACAAGGUGGAGGAUGCCCAGCAACUAGUCAACAAAUACCCUUCCAAGGAUAUUGUUGUCAUGUACGGAAGAUACUUUAUUGCAAACCCGGACCUGGUGUAUAAGAUCAAGGAGGGGCUGCAACUUACUCACUACAAACGCGAGAGUUUCUAUACAGCAUAUGCGGCAUCAGGGUACAUUGACUAUCCUUUCAGCGCUCAGUUCUUGGAAAGCCAGAAAGUCGCGACCUAG